This is a messenger RNA of Planococcus citri (citrus mealybug), 2361 nucleotides long. RefSeq lists its product as uncharacterized. Bases 144 to 1976 code for a protein of 610 amino acids. The record is from RefSeq and is a predicted model, not a curated record. Gene Ontology annotation, molecular function: DNA binding. The transcript has 5 exons. NCBI's taxonomy places the organism in Eukaryota, Metazoa, Arthropoda, Insecta, Hemiptera, Pseudococcidae.
GCCAAUUUACGAAGCAACUACAUGAGAGAAACACGCAAACUGACCAUACGUCGAAUCGAAGGCAAACCGUUGAGAAUCACGUGGCCAUAUUUCAGUCUAUUAGAAUUCCUAAAUCCAAGCUUUCACAAAUUCCCACAACAACGAUGAACGAAUCCGGCCAAGACAGGGGUGAGGAUAUCGUCGAGAUAGACGAAUUUUUCGAUAUCAAGCGAGAGGUGCUGCUAUCGGAACAUGAAUCGGAUGUGGAAAUUAUAGACGAAUCUGAGGACGAUUCAGUAGCUCAAGCCUCAGCACAGUCUCCUUUAGUGGUCAACGUCACAGAUGGCAGCACACUUAGCGACGACGAUGUACCACAUUGCUGGACCAAAACCCAAUGCGAAAACUUCAGAAUGCACCACAAAUGGCUCGUGAUCAAGAAUCGUAAGCUGGGAUGUAGACCUUGCAUGAGGAUGUUCCAAAUCGAGCUUGCAAAGGCGGAUGAUAACGCAGAUCUAACGAAAGGUCUAGGGAAAUCUGCAAUUGGUUGGCGAACUUGCCAAAUAGUGUCAAACGCUCAAAGGAAUACAACUCAUCAGGCAGCUCUCCGUGGGCGAAUCUCCGUUCACGAGCGUUCCACCUACCACAUGACAGCGAUAGCCGCCGAAGAGCAAUUGGAACGAUUCGCCGUACAAGAACGACUCAUCAAAUUCAAGAAUCAACUUGACCCGAAAAGCUUGCUCACCGUAUUCACUCUGGCUUACAACGUCGUCAAAUGCCAGCAGCCUUUCGAUCGGUUCUCGUCGAUGUGCUCGUUCGAUGGAUCGGAGAAUUUCUUCAACGCGACGUCGUUGACUCGAGAAAAGCUCUUUUGUUCCAUUUUGAACCAUAUCGCUACCGAAUUGCGUAAAUCUUUGGUUAAGCGAAUGCUCUCUCGAACCGAUCAGAAAAUUUCCAUCGUGAUGCACGAGACCCGUUUCACGAAUGGAGGUAAAAUGUUGAUAGGUGUGCACCUCAAGUUCCACGACGUUCAAAUAUUCGAUAAACAGCGACCUAACGACGCUUACGUGUUUUUCGAUCUGCUGUCUGCUUCAUCGCGUAAUUCCGAAGAGGCGAUUGUUGCGUUGAUUCACAGUUUGCUGAAAUACAACGUUACCAAAGAAUUCCUCCGGACUAAUGUGCUCUCUUUCAUACUGGACGAGUAUUCUACGUUGUUUGGACUCAAUUCGAGUAUAGCGAAAACGUUGGGUCGGCAAGUUCUCUUGUUUCCCAGAGUGAAGAUAAACUACGGUUUCGAUCAUGCUUUCAAAGAAUCCAUCCGUAAAUCUUUCGACAACAUUAGAAAAACAAUAAAAUGCGCACUCAUGUUUACUACGCCUGGGAUAGCCGACACCAUGUUCAUCAGUUUGGUUGGUCCUACGGUCGAGAAUUUCAGAGCCAGCGAUAUAGUUCCUAAUUGGUUAACGAACGGCGACCCGCAGAAUACACAAAUGAAGCCACCGUCACCCAAGAAGAAGGCAAUCGUCGAUGAAGAAGCUGAGAAGAUCUCAAUUGAUAUGGCUUUGGCAGCAGAGCCUCACGACGAGCAAAGAUUGGUGAUCGAUUUGAGAUCGGAAUCGAACUCAAAUUCUCAUCAGGGAAGUGACGAUAUCGUCGAAGAUGCUCCUACGAUCACUGUCAGCAGUUAUUGUGAAGAGAACACCGGUGAUAAUGGUGAAUGCAACGUUAAACGUAAGAAGAGAUCAUGGCGUCAGGUGGAUACAAGUACAACGCAGAAUUCCGUAUCAGCAGAUAAUGAUACAGUCGAAAAAGUAACUCAACGGUUUCCACAGCCACAGGUUAGAAGUACUUCCGAUUCUUGCGCCACCUGUAACGAAGACAACGAUAGAUUAUUUCUACUGAGUUUGUUGCCGUUUAUGAAACAAAUGAAUACUCGCGCAAAUCUCGAAUUUCGCACCGAAGUUCAACAACUUCUGCAGAAAAAAAUCACCUCUAAAUGAUCAGACUAUUACUCGAUUGAGUUCGAGACAAAUUGCAAGCAGACAAAUCUUACUUUUUAAUACCUUAUUGCAUUUAGUUUUAUAUUAAGAGCGUUCUGCGUUGCGUACUUCAUAUUAUUACAGAGAGUACUGUCUUACGAAUAUACCUAAUUCGAUUUUGAUCUCAAAAGUAAUAAUUUUGUUACAUGUACUGAAGAUGACGUGGUACCUACCUACCUACCGAUUAGCGUACUAAGUAAAUUCAAAUGUUAGAUGUAUUUUUAUUUUAGUGUGUUUUUUUUGUUUCAAUUUUUUUAUUUUCAUUUUACUAGUGAUUACUGAUUAGUAUUGUUCUCGUUAUAACUAUACAUACUAGUUAAUAAAGCUUUGUUGAUGAAUACUACAA